Temnothorax curvispinosus is the source of this 2461-nucleotide messenger RNA. RefSeq names its product transmembrane protein 145-like. The transcript is spliced from 4 exons. The coding region runs from base 916 to 2352 and encodes 478 amino acids. The record is from RefSeq and is a predicted model, not a curated record. Gene Ontology annotation, biological process: response to pheromone; G protein-coupled receptor signaling pathway. NCBI's taxonomy places the organism in Eukaryota, Metazoa, Arthropoda, Insecta, Hymenoptera, Formicidae.
UUGUAUUAUUUUUUUAAUAAUUAAUAAAUAUAUUUAAAUAACUUAUCGGGAAAACAAAAGGUUUUAAUCUGAAUGUGAUCUCUUUAUUUUCGAGCAAUUCUUUUAAAUUCAAUUUUUUCUAUUCUUUGCACAUUUGUCAUCCUUUUAUUUUUUAAUACCUAAGCUUAUCGCUUUCUCUCGUUUCUCUUUUAUAUAUAAAAAAGUAUAUAUUUGUCUUAAAAAAUCACUUUUUUCUCUAAAGACAGUUAAUAAAAUAGCACGUUAUAUUACAGCGAGUGCAUUUUGUUAUUUCUUCGUCGUUGUAUUGCAAGUAAUCAAUUCGAUCCAUCGUGAAGAACACGACGCAUACACAUGCAUACUACAUGCUGCGCAAUUAAGCGACAUGCACGCAAAUGUCAGGGACACGCGAGCAAUCGGCGUACAUACAUACUGUACUCAAAAAUAUUUCUUUUCGUUCUUUUAUCUACAUUCUCUAACAGACAAAUUUCGCUCUUCCUUUCUCUUCCUCGCUCUAAAAUCUACAAUUGUCCCAUUUUACAAAAAGCGCUGAGUAAUAAGCAUAAUCCAAAUAAUAAAGCAAUUAGAGUAAUUAAAGCAAGUUUUUAGCCCUGCUAGUAUUUUAAUUGUGUUUCCCGCAGUCGAAACAUGUAUGAGAAAGGAAACAGAAAAAUUAGAGGAAAAACAUAUAGAAAAUAGGAACGCGCAGAAGGAGGAAUCUAUGAUAGCGCGAAAUUUCGAGUACGAAAGGGUUGUUCUCCUCUUUUCUUUUUUUCCUCUUUUACAGCAAUCUCGCGAAUGUCGACCUGUUUCGCGUGCGAAUAAUCAAAUCGAUAUACGAGUCAUGGCACCGGGAAAUAUUGAUCAAAGCGGCCGCACGGCCGCUGACAGUAUGCGUCCGUAGCGAUUGCGGUAGUUAUGUGCGGAGGAACGCUCGUCGCACGAGCGUCGCGCACUCGGAACUCGGUGAAGCUGGUCUUUCUGCUGCUGCUCUUCUCGAUCGCGCACCUGCCGUUGCUCCGACACGCCGAUGCCAAAAUACUCGAGGGCGACCUGAUAACACACGAAAACUGGGCAUUUGUCGCGAGAUUCUGUUUUCUAACAGAAAGCGGUACUUUUCGGUAUCAUUUUGAAUUAGGAGGUGAAGAACGCAAUCUAAACCUCCUGCUGUACUACGAUGGAGCACACCAAUGGCCCACCGUCUAUCCUUCCAACAAGACAUGCCGGGAGAAAGAGAGUAUUCUCAACAUCCACUACGGUCAAAUAGUGCCGCUGAACACGUCGUGGCUAUCGUCGGGAUGCGUGGAGGACGACGACGGUGUCCGAUGCGACAGCCAGAGGAGAUUCAUCUCGGCCCGGCCGAGAUGGUGGUUCAUAGUUUUAGCCGACUGCUCUUCCACGAAAGGCCUGAACGUCACGUACUGGAUAUCGCUGACCAAUGCGGCGCCCGGCGCAUUCUGGAAGGAACACUUCUCCGCAGACGAAUUCUACAUACUGCCGCUGCUGAUACCGAUCGCCUGCAUGUACCUGAUAUUCAUCGUCCUUAGUUUCUACAUAGCGCUGCAACUUCGCUCCAGGAGGCUGCUACAUAUAUCCUACAAACUGUUCAUCGCCUCCUUGCUGUGUCAAUUAUUAGGGGUGUCGUGCGAGCUUUACAGUUACGUCAAUCUUGGCCUGAGAGGAAUGCCAGCGAUGAACGCUUAUCUGUUGAGCCAGCUCUCGGAAGCGUGUUCCGAGACCCUGUACACAGUUCUCAUGCUGCUGCUCGCUAUCGGUUACACAGUUACCAAAAGUGUCCUUACAUCGUCGCAAAUCCGAUGGCUGGCAGUAUUCAUCGGUAGUACUGCCAUUUGUCAAAUGUCGCUUUAUAUAUAUCAGUCUGAGGUAUUCGAUCCAGGAUUGGUGUUAUACAUUUACGAGUCGCCACCGGGCUACGGUCUAAUAGCGCUGAAAUUGAUCGCCUGGUUCGUGUUUGUCACUCGUUGCUUCAAGACUAUCAGAAAAUUGAAUACAAAGCUCCACUUCUACACUUCGCUACUUCUCUUGGGAUCCGUGUGGUUUCUCUUUCACCCAUUAACGGUAUUAAUCAACACUAUAUUCGUGGACGAAUGGGUGAGAGAGAGCAUGGCCAAAGGAAGUUCCCUUUUCAUUGUCUUCUUGGGUCACAUAAUGUUUUUAUAUGUAACUCGACCAUCUGUGAACAAUAAACGUUUUCCAUUUCACAUUAGGACAUUCCAAGUUGUACCCAUAGGUGGUCAAGGGCAGGAUCACAGCUACGAGCCUGGUCCUCGAACUGCAGUUACCGCAUUUACUAUCACACGGACACCGGCUUACUUUAGUCAAUCACUACGAUAGGCGUAGAUAGAAAAAAUAGCGAAUAGAGACGUGCAACCACAGGUGGAAUGCACUAUUAUUAAAGUGACUAUUGAAGACAAGCAAUGGAUGGCUAGUGAAAAAAAAAAAA